AUUGUGACAGCUAUGUCUAUGAUUGUGUUUGAAUAAUCAAAGUCUCUGAAAGUCGCAUUGAGAAUAUUUUGAAGCUAAUGUUUAAAUGAUGGAUGUGAUUUAUAUUCAAUUCGUGGCUUCCAUUAUCUACUUCAUACUCUUAGCACGCGGCAAAGGAACUGACGAAAUUGUGAAUCAAGAGGAAGUGGAUUUAUCCAGAGAAUACAGAGGUCAGAGCAACAUGGGGAAUAGGUUCCUACUGACCUUUCCCACCUCAUUGACAACCAGCACCACCCUGCUCUUUGUGACUCCGCUGACAGAGUUGAACAUAUCACUGCAGACAGUUGGCUACGAUGAAAUCUCUAGUCUCAAUGUGAACAUGACGAUCGGAAGAAAUAGAAGAGUCAAUUAUACAAUAGACACCAAAUAUAAUUUCAGAUUAGGAAAUGGACUGAAGUGGACAUUUCAUUUAAAGUCAGACAAUAUCUUCAGUGUCUCUGCCAUGUUAUAUGACGAAACGAAUUUAGCGACUUUUAUUGCUCUGCCAAUAGUUAAUUGGGGAAAGGAAUACUUUGUAUACACCCUGAAUCGAAGUCCGUUCAUUGAAAUUAUGGCGGGCUACAAAUCGAGUUCUGUGAGUGUGCUCUUUCGGAUUGCCUUUGAAAGUCAGUACAAUUUUACACAUGCCGGUCAAAACUAUUUGGACAGCAGCACCUUUUCUGUGUCCCUUGCAAGCUUUCAAGCCUAUGAAAUAUCAUUAUGUCUGGUAGAUAACAAGAUGGAUUUCUCAGGGUCAAAGGUCAGCGCUGAUUUUCCUAUUGGAGUUAUAUCUGGUAGCUGUUCAUUUGAAGCAAAUUGUUCAGACGGUUCAAAAACUGUAGACAUGGCUGUGGAAAUGAACGUGCCUGUCAAACUGUUUAGCGCUACUGCUCACAUAAAUCCUACUUACUCGAUGGUAAAGAAUGAUACACUAAUUAUGAGAAUCGGCACGGCUAUAACCUCUACUUCUGUUUGCCUUGGAGAAGGUCUACCUCAAAACGGUGAACUAUCUAGGAAAGAACUAUUUUCAGUGUGGAAUGCCACUCGAGUCACAAUUACCAAACAGGCGUAUUUAACUCAAACGUACGAGUGUGAAGGAAUGAACUCUCCGUUGCUAAGUCUUGUCGCUCCAAGGGAAUUUUUUUUUCACAGAUACAUCUUUAGUGUUCCGUCUCUAAACUCAGUGGCCCACUUUGUUCUGUUGGUCAAACUCACCAACGACACACUCACGCUGGACGGUACUAACAUCACAUCUGUUAACUGGAUGAACAUGUCUAGCGUUGACGUCAGCGGGUACUUGGCUGUUGGAGACGGGCUCCAUGAAGCUACGUCGUUAGGAAAAUCUCCAUUUGGUUGUUAUCUCUACGGCAAUCGAAUUAAUGAUCAUGCAGCCUACAUGUAUCCCGCUGGACUAAAGAACUUAUUAAACUAUGAGGAUUGCGAAAAACCGUUUCCUGUUGCAAGGAAUGACUUAUUAGAUGAUGAUUGUGAUAGACUGAUAGAUGAAGAAAAGCUAGAUGAUAUAGAUAAUGACCUGGACGGAAGUGUUGAUGAAGAUCUCGGACCAGAAGAAAUACAAGCCCAUUGCAUUGACAACGCCAGUUGUGCUAUUGGCCAAAGAAUUUGUCCAAUGGGAUGUGCACCUGGGUACAUUGGACAUUGCUGUUUCAAAGUCAAUUCUCCCCUCUUCCGCUGCAUCCCAUACACGGGAAUGUGCUUCCAUUGUUUGUUAAACUAUUACGGCAGUUAUUGUAAUAAAAGAUGUAGUCCAGGCUGUGCCGAUAAUGUAUUUUGUCACCGUGAUAAGGGCACCUGCGCAUGUCGAGAAGGUUAUUACGGUGAAACCUGUUUAAAAAUCGGAUUUCCAAACAAUAAAAGUCGGUCAUGCUAUUGUGCCGAUGGGAAUUGUUCAGAAAUGGAUGGCAGUUGUCUGAGCACAAACCGAUGUAUCGUAGGAAGGUUCGGCCUCUCUUGCCAGUAUAAGGACAAAGCCCAGGAUGCCCUGCUAGAAGCCAUUGAAGAAGCUGAUCUCCUAGUUGACAACGACGACUCAACGUGCGUCAAUGUUACAAACAAUACGAUCAAUGCUUUCUGGACGGAGUUUGUUCGUAUUGAAUGGUUUCGAUUGGUUUUCUAUAUUGAAGACAGUUCUAGAAACUUUGAAAUUAAGUAUGUGGGUCCGAACCAGACCUACCCGUGUUCACAUCCCGUUGUUCUUUAUCCACAUGACCCAAACAGAACAGUGGAUAUCAUUUGCAAGCAGUCCUAUAAUGUCAAAUCUAUUACCGUCUCCUGGUCAGGAGAUACGACUAUUUGCUCAUAUUACUUUAGUGGAGGCAGGACCUUAGCUUUUCUGAGUGUGAUCGAUGCAAUUAUACAGACUCCAAAAGACAUUAACAAGACACGAACAACUGCCAUGACAGAUGGAGACUUCACAAGUUGUCUAACGCUAAAUUCCUCCACACGGCUGGAGUUGUGGUUCCCGAAUCACAUUGUUGUCAGCGAGAUUGUUAUAUACAUAGAUUUCAACCAGACUGAUGAUUUCAAGAACUUUACCAUCGCUUUUAUUGAUGGUAAUGUGAAAGUGUACAACGCAACGACCUCCAUGGAGGAUAUGUUUGUUCAGAGAGCAGUGCUACGAGUAGCGAGCACAGUCACCACCUUGGAAAUAUCCGUAGUCAGUGGCUCACAGCGCAUCUGUGAGCUGGAAGUCAUUGGAGAUUGUCAAGCUCCAAAUACCGGCUUUCUCUGCGAGCAGCACUGUAAGCAGGGUUGUAAAGAUAACGCUUGCGAUUACAACGGCACGUGCUAUGAAUGUAUUGGAGAAAGAUACGGGCGGUCUUGCACAGACUUGCAAGUAGACCUGGCCUCUGGAAUGGCAGAGAAAGCAUUUAACUUUUGGCCCUUCCUUCUUCUUCUGCUCUUAUUGUUACUGCUUAUCUUACUAUUGAUGUACUCCAGAAAGAAGAUGCCCGUUGUACAAGAGACAUAGGUGAAAGGUCACACUAGAAUGUGUACAAAUGUAAUUUCCUAAAGAGUUUGUUUGUUUUAUAUUGUGUCGUGUGCUGGACCUCAUUCACCAAAGAUGAACGGUCACGUGAUAUUAUUGAUUUUAUUUUUUAAAAACUGUCACGUGAUAACCAUUGUAGAUUAAAAUUAGAUCGUUAUUUGUAUAGAAUAGAUAGAGAAGCAUGUGACUCAAUGUUGUUUGUUUACGGUUGGUGAAUGAGGUCCAUUGAUUCUUAUAGCCUUCAGAAAUUAGCUUCGAAAUAGGCUGAAUCAAUGACAAACUAGGCUGAAUCAGUGACAAGGUUACUUAUAGUGCCGGAGUUUAGUAAGUGGAGGCCCUGAGAAGGAUUUCUGUGGUGGCCGCUAACCUACUCAAGCUUCUUUCAGUGUUUCCACCAAAGUGGGGUACGCGUACCCCAGGGGUAUGGGAAGACUUUGAAGAGGGUACGCGUUGCACCUCAUUAACUAUGCUUUUUUUUUAAAUAUUUAUUUAUCAUAUUCUUUCUUCUCAUAGAUACAAGGCGAGGGGUACUCAGCGUUACACAAAUUAUAAAAGGGUACACUGUAGUUAAAAGUUUGGGAAACACUGCUCUAUAUGACUGCACUUUAUAAUAUAACUAAAUCAUGACGUAUGUGAUACCAGCGAAGAAAGAGAGUAUAUUUUAAUUGAAACUUACAUCUAGCAUUGUAAAUCCGGCUCUGAAUAGACCUACUUGUCCAUGCAGCUUCUGCGUUGUGUAUCUGCCGUCUCAUGUUAGUGGAUCGCCCUGGACUACUAGGAUCAUCCAAAGGGCAGCAGGUCUCACGAGACGAUGCCUUAGCGCAUAUGGUUAGUGAAUUAAUACUGGAAAUGUCCUCCCAUUAAGGUCUCACCAGCCACACGAGGAGGAACAAAGCCGAAGUGCGAAACUCUCAGCCCCCCUGGAUGACGAAAGUGGUUAUCGUCGUAUCACGAUGGUCGGAAUGUAUAUAUUGAAGAUUUUCACGAUUAACUAAUCAAUGUCAAGGACGCUAAAUUACCCCCCCCCCCAAAUGUUGUCAACUGUAUUUUUUAAAUUUUGCUAAAAUUGUGUUAUUUUGUUAUUUAAUGCACUAGCUAAUUAUUUUAAUACACCAUUGUAUCCGCGAGUUGUAAAUUUGUUUUUAAAUAAAUUUAA
Messenger RNA from Biomphalaria glabrata, 4184 nucleotides. RefSeq lists its product as uncharacterized. The transcript is spliced from 23 exons. The record is from RefSeq and is a predicted model, not a curated record. The coding region runs from base 86 to 3010 and encodes 974 amino acids. NCBI's taxonomy places the organism in Eukaryota, Metazoa, Mollusca, Gastropoda, Planorbidae.